Molecule: messenger RNA, 934 nt
Organism: Linum tenue
Lineage: Eukaryota; Viridiplantae; Streptophyta; Magnoliopsida; Malpighiales; Linaceae
Source: the annotation of a GenBank genome assembly
UCUCAACCUCCCACUUCCUCUUCCAUAUCUCUCUCUCUCUCUCUCUCUCUAAAGCUGCUAACAAAGAUUACUCAAGGUAUAGACAGACUAGUGGUCCAUAUGAGAUUUUUUCUUCUUCUUCUUCUUCUUCUUCUUCUUCUUCUUCUUCUUCUUAUAAAGAUGGGCAUAUGCGAAAGAACCUUUCAGCAGCCUACACUCUCUUCUUCCCUUUGCACCUCUCUUACUCUUAUCUUUCUCUGUUCAUCUUCUCCUUACCUCCCAACAGAGGAAAACCCAAGUGAAAAUCUCGGCUUAUUUUACUGUUCAUCGAGGGAAAUUCACCAAUCCAAAGCCCGUGCCAUGCUAUUCCACAGCUUUCUUGAACUUUCCCUCUGCCUUUAUUACCCUUCAAUUCCCCACUGAUAAUGGAGCAUGAUAAUGAUUUCCAUGGCCGGAGAGCUCAAGAAAGCUGUGGGAGAACAUGUCAAUCUCUGGGCUUAAUUCAGGAACUAGCUAGCUAGCUUCCCACCGAACUGCCAUGCCUCACUUAUCAAGUUCUGCAUCAGAAGGGAUCCAAUAUAUGGAAAGGAGAGAUCUAUAGCUUAGCUGCAGCAUCCAUGCAGUAGGGCUAUAGCAGAAUUUUAGGUAAGUUCCCUUUGGAUCAACACUUAACUAGAACUCUGAUGGCUCGAUCAAAACAGUGAAAGAAAAAGGGCAACAACAGAAGUGUUUUUAUUUAUAUAUAUUGUUGAUAGUGACUGGACUAUCAGCCGCUACGACUAGUAGUUGGUGGUCUCGCUGUCCGGUCACCGAGUGGGGUCCAGGGGCAACGCCCCCGGCCUGUGGUGUAUGGGCUCAAUGUUAUUUGGGUUCUGCUUCUGGGCCUGGUUUGUAACCGUUUCCUUUGCCAUAUUGGAUUAGGUUUAGACCCACAUGGAGAAGUACUAUAAAUACU